CUGACAGAAGGUUUCCAUCCCCAGGUGUCCCAGGACCUGCCGUUCCUGCAUCCCAGUGAGACCAGUGUCCUGAACCGACUGUGCAAACUGGGCUCAGAUUACAUCCGCUUCACAGAGUUCAUAGAGCAACACACCGGCCAUGUUCAUCAGCAGGAACAUCACACAAGCCAGCCCAGCCAGACGGGACUCCAUGGGAUCUACUUGCGGGCGUUUUGCACGGGGCUGGACUCCAUGUUGCAGCCGUACAGACAGGCCCUGCUGGACCUGGAGCGGGAGUUCCUCGGAGAUCCACAUCUGACCAUAUCGCAUGUGAAUUACAAGCUUGAUCAGUUUCAGCUGCUGUUCCCCUCCGUCAUGGUGGUGGUGGAAACGAUCAAGUCCCAGAAGAUCCACGGCUGCCAGAUCCUGGAGACGGUGUACAAGCACAGCUGUGGGGGGCUGCCUCCGGUGCGCAUGGCUUUGGAAAAGAUCCUGGCCGUGUGCCACGGCGUCAUGUACAAGCAGCUGGCGGCCUGGAUGCUGCACGGCCUGCUGCUGGACCAGAGCGAGGAGUUCUUCGUGAAGCAGGGCCCCAGCGCAGGGGGGGCCGCCGCCAACCAGGAGGAGGAGGAGGAGGACCUGGGCCUGGGGGGCCUGAGCGGGAAGCAGCUCAGGGAGCUGCAGGACCUGAGGCUGGUGGAGGAGGAGAACAUGCUGGCCCCCUCCCUGCAGCAGUUCUCUCUCCGAGCAGAGAUGCUCCCCUCCUACAUCCCCGUCCGCGUGGCCGAGAAGAUCCUGUUCGUGGGGGAGUCCGUGCAGAUGUUCGAGAACCACAACCACAGCCCGUCCAGAGCCGGCUCCAUCCUGAAGCACCAGGAGGACGCGUUCGCCGCCGAGCUGCACCGGCUCAAACAGCAGCCGCUCUUCAGCCUGGUGGACUUCGAGAACCUCAUAGACCGCAUCAGGAGCACUGUGGCCGAGCACCUGUGGACGCUGAUGGUGGAGGAGGCCGACCUGCUGGAGCAGCUGAAGGUUAGCUCCGCCCCCUGCCUCAGGCCCCGCCCCCUGAUCUUAUGCCCCGCCCACUCA
Molecule: messenger RNA, 1068 nt
Organism: Menidia menidia (Atlantic silverside)
Lineage: Eukaryota; Metazoa; Chordata; Actinopteri; Atheriniformes; Atherinopsidae
Source: the annotation of a GenBank genome assembly